Messenger RNA from Ylistrum balloti, 759 nucleotides. RefSeq names its product eukaryotic translation initiation factor 3 subunit A-like. The transcript has 3 exons. Bases 1 to 759 code for a protein of 252 amino acids. The record is from RefSeq and is a predicted model, not a curated record. NCBI's taxonomy places the organism in Eukaryota, Metazoa, Mollusca, Bivalvia, Pectinida, Pectinidae.
AUGACUGCUAGCUUCCCGCCUUCUGAAUUCCAUGGAAUGGUGGCCUGCUGCACUGUUCGACCUCUGUGCAUUGGUGAUGACAGACGAUAUUUAAAUGACGUUGAUGAUGAUGGGCAAUGUGGGAAGAAUAUUGGUGAUGGCAGACAAUAUGUAAAGGACGUUGAUGAUGAUGGGCAGUGUGGGAAGAAUAUUGGUGAUGGCAGACAAUGUUUAAAUGACGUUGAUGAUGAUGGGCAAUGUGGGAAGAAUAAUGGUGAUGACAGACAAUAUGUAAAGGACGUUGAUUAUGAUGGGCAGUGUGGGAAGAAUAUUGGUGAUGACAGACAAUAUGUAAAGGACGUUGAUGAUUAUGGGCAAUGUGGGAAGAAUAUUGGUGAUGGCAGACAAUGUUUAAAUGACGUUGAUGAUGAUGGGCAAUGUAGGAAGAAUAAUGGUGAUGACAGACAAUAUGUAAAGGACGUUGAUGAUGAUGGGCAAUGUGGGAAGAAUAUUGGUGAUGACAGACAAUAUUUAAAUGACGUUGAUGAUGAUGGGAAUACAAUACGGGAAGACAUUAGUGAUGACAGACAAUGUUUAAAUGACGUUGAUGAUGAUGGUAGACAAUGUGAAAAGGAGAUUGGUGAUGGUAGACAAAGCAAAAAGGAGAUUGGUGAUGAUAGACGAUGUGAAAAGGAGAUUGGUGAUGAUAGACAAAGCGAGAAGGAGUUUGGUGAUAGCAGACAAAGAAGAAGGAGAUUGGUGAUGGCAGACAAUGUUUAA